Molecule: messenger RNA, 2030 nt
Organism: Ailuropoda melanoleuca (giant panda)
Lineage: Eukaryota; Metazoa; Chordata; Mammalia; Carnivora; Ursidae
Product: protein CBFA2T3-like
Exons: 1
Coding region: 458-754 (98 amino acids)
Biological process (GO): negative regulation of DNA-templated transcription
Cellular component (GO): nucleus
Molecular function (GO): transcription corepressor activity
Source: RefSeq, a predicted model, not a curated record
GGGUGACAGAGGGCUUUGGGAGGGAUAAGGAUGCAGAGUCCUCGACGGGGCCUCCCCUGGCCUGCUUCAGUGUGGGCCACGGGAAGCAGGCCGUCCACGGGGCAGAACGGUACGGCUCUGGGCCUCCAAGGCGGUGCCGACACCGGCCGCAUCAGCAUCCCUUGGAACUCGUGGCUUCCAAGGUUCCGAGGGCCUUGGGCCCUCCCCAUGCCCGUGGAGUCCAAGUCGGGGGUGGGCUUGGCCCCGCCGCCCAGGGCAGUGCGGCUGCACGCGACGGUGCUGCAACGCUAGUGUCGGCCAGGCUGGGGAGGCGCGCUCGUGAGCGGGUUGCGCAUGCGUGCCGGCGGCUGGGGCGCAGGCCCCGCCCACAGCACGAGGAGGCCUGUCCGGCCGGCCGGUGGCGACGGCCCGCGUGUCCUCUGCAGAGGAGGCGGUGAACGAGGUGAAGCGGCAGGCCAUGUCUGAGCUGCAGAAGGCCGUGUCGGACGCCGAGCGAAAGGCCCACGAGCUCAUCAGCACGGAGCGCGCCAAGAUGGAGCGGGCUUUGGCCGAAGCCCGGCGGCAGGCCUCGGAGGACGCCCUGACCGUGGUCAACCAGCAGGAGGACUCCAGCGAGGUGAGGCCUCCCGCCCAGCCCCCACCCCAGCCCGGCCUCCAGGUCCAGGCCCCGAACCCUCACUCUGCCGCCUCCCAGCCUCACGACCUUGGGCAGCCGGUGACGUGGGUCCUCCUGUGGGUGUCCCCGUCGUGCUGACGUGGACGCUGAGGGUUCCAGGGGCAGGAGGCCUGGGGGUGUCAGGAGCCAUUACUCAAACCCAGGCUGGCAGACGCGGAAGCCCAUGCUCUGGCUAACGUGUGGGGGCGGGGGGCGUGUGGAGACCGCGGGGGGCACCUGGAGUGCCCUCUCGGCUACAGCCCACACGCAUGCGUGGCAGGGGCCUGAGCGCCAUCGUCGUGCUGGCGCCUGGGCAUCAGAGGCUGGGCGAGGUCCAGCAGGGCAGGGGCAGCGGGUCCCUCUUCUCCUCCUUGUCCAAAAAGGACUCUCAUGUGAGAGAAGUCGGGGAAAAGGAAAGGCUUCUCCACCGGGGUCCUUGAACUGUCCUUUGGAAGGAGACAUGUCUCCAAAACCACUGGUACGGUGUGCGUGGACCAGCCCAGAGGGGCAGCUCCUGCGUCUGCACCACCUGCCUCAGCAGACACUGAGCUGCGGAGAAGCAGGCGGGUCAGAACAGGCAGACCUCACGGAGGCAGGUGCCAGGGGAGGCGCCAGGGCAGUGACGUGGGAGUGGAGUCCUGCAGGAGGUGAGCGAGCCAGGCAGGAAUCUGGGGGAGCAGUGCCACCGUGAGGAGGGAGCUGCAAGGACCGAGGCCGGGGCGCACCUGGCGGAGUGAGGACCGUAAGGAGGUUGGUGUGGCCCAGCAGAGUGAGGCAGGAGGCCCAAGAGGCUCUGGGGGCCGGCUAGACACGGGGCCUCCCUCCUGGGGCAGGCGUGGGCUCCCCCAUCCUCAGCCUGGCUGCCAACUCUGGUCUCUCCCGGUAUCCCUGCUCACGUGUGCAGCUGGGUUACCGCUCGUUCCACAGAAAGGGAGCAGAGGCCCAAUGGCAGGGGGCAGGCGGUGCCUGAGGCAGGCCUGGCUGUGCACCCCACACUGGAGCCUGGCAGUCUUUAUGCAGCUAGGCAGCCACGUUCUGGGGUUGGAGUCCAGGUAAGCUAGGAGGGCUUCCUGGAAGAGAGGAGAGGCCAUGGCUGCCGUCCCUCCCGAGGACCCCACGGUCCUGUAAAUGCUGCACGAACCAGACUGGCGCGGCCUGGAGUUGUGUGCCUCAGUGAUAUGAGCCCAACCCCCCGAAUGACCCAGCCAGGUGGCCGUGGCCACUGAGGGCCGCCCGCGAGCUGUGGCGAGAGUCAGGGCCGUUCUCGUCUCGCUGCAUGAUGCCGUGGCCGGGCCCGAGUGGGUGUGUUUGCAGCGAGUGCUGCCCCAGUCUGCGGCCAGGCUGGGCACUUGGGGGACGGGGCCCAGCGUCCACC